CGUGAGUUGUUCAAUAGGGGCUGCACAGUGAGUGUGGGGGAUUCUGCUGGGACCUGGAUGGGCAACUUCACAGCUGCUCUCCCUUUGCUGGCGGUGGAACCGGGACUUUUGUUGCUCGAAUCUUCCCAGGGACAAGAAGGAAGAUUAAUGCUGAUGCUCUUUGCCCACAUAUUUGUGCAGGCAGCGGCAGAUUCUUUGUACUUGGUGGAUACAGAACACCUCGGGACAGAUGCACGAUCCAUUAAUGAAUUAAUCUUAACUUCACCAUUCUUUAAAAUCUGUAUCAACAUAUGGGCUUUUGGAAGCUGCAAGAUGGUAUUUGAGAAGAUCUACACUCGCCUUUAACCUGAUGUCAGAGGGGCACCAUCCUACCCCAAGUUGGUCAAAGGGCAGCCUGUGCCUUUCUUAGGAAUGACAAUAUUACUGGGCUCCAGCCUAGGUUUCCGCAAAGGCCUUGGCAGGAGAAUACUAUGCAGCUUAGUGUUUGCUUUGGUGAUUGCAGCAUUGGUGGUGACAUCUUAUGUCCUUGCUGGAGGCAAGCAAGACCAUCUGUUCCAGCCAUUCCCUCCUGAUUCAAGAGACUAUUCUUCCAGUUACAACCAGUCGGAAGGCAGGAAUCAGAAGGACAUUGCACUUUCAGUAGUUCAGCUAACUGACCGCAGGAUCCCUGACACUGAGGAUCUGAAGCAAUAUGAACCACACAUGUUUGCCGUGAUUCCGCAACAAUUCAUCUCCACCAGCCGAAGCCCCUGCUGGUACCAGAUAUAUGAAGAAAAGAAAGACCCAUACAGAGGCAAUGCAUAUGUCCUGUAUUCCAAACGGUUCCGCGCUGUCUUCGAAGAGAUGCGCCAGAGUUUCUGGAAGAGGCUGCUGGUUAAAGGGGACUCUCGCUACCGCUUGCGCUGCCUCCCAUACUUCUACAUCAUUGGGCAGCCCAAAUGCGGCACCACCGAUUUAUACAACCGCAUGCGCCUCCAUCCCAGUAUUCGAUUCUCGGCCAACAAAGAACCACAGUGGUGGACGAGGAAAAGAUUUGGAAUAAUGAGGCUGAAAGAGGCGCUGCAGAGUCCCUUUCCAGUGGAGGAUUACCUGGAUUUAUUUGAUUUGACUGCACAAGAGAUCCAGGCUCUGUACAACACAGCCAAUGAUAAAGAAGAUGCCAUUACCAUUCCUCUGGUUAUAGGAGAAGCCAGUGCUUCAACCAUGUGGGACAACAAUGCCUGGAUGUACAUCUAUGAUAACAUGACCAACACAGAGCCUCCACACCUGACCCAGGACUUCAUCCACGCCUUUCAGCCUAAUGCCAAAUUUAUUGUCAUGCUCCGGGACCCUGUGGAGAGACUUUACUCUGACUACUUAUACUUCGCCAUCGCCAACAAGUCGGUGGAGGAGUUCCAUGACAAGGUGAAUGAGUCCCUGCAGAUGUUCGAGAGCUGCCUGCAAACAUCUACUCUGCGUUCCUGCGCCUACAACACCACGUUAAACAACCUCCUGCCCGUGCGGCUACAAGUGGGGCUCUAUGUGGUGUUCCUGUGGGACUGGCUGUCCCUUUACAAGAUGGAACAGUUCCUCAUCCUGAGACUGGAAGAUUACUCCGUUAGGGUCUUGCAAAGCACAAGGAGGGUCUUCAGCUUCCUGGAGCUUGGGCCACUGAGUGAUGAGCAGGAGGCCACAAUAACACAAAGCCCAGCGUCCAACAGCCGUCGCCCUGAAGACUGCAGCCUUGGACCCAUGUAUCCUCAAACCCAACAGCUUCUGAGGGAUUUUUACCGUCCCUAUAACCAGAGACUGUCCCAGCUACUGAGGGAUGAUGCCUUUCUGUGGGAUCCACAUUCCGCCCUCUAACUGUCGGUUUUGUGUGAUAAAAUGCACUGAAUGAUGGUGCUGACAUCUAGUGGUCAUGCACUGUAAAAGCUGAGAGGCAACAUUACGGAGUGAUUUAGAGUCAGACUGCAGCCAAGAUAUAUUUACUGUCACUUGCUGAUCUAAGUGGGAAACAGAAGCCAAAGGGAUUAUUAACUGUUUUGCAGAAGAGAGCAGUGAGCUAAAGAAGGGCAGCCAGUUUCUGGCCUGAAGAAUUGCUGUAUUGCAGUGCCCAGAGAAAGAAGCAUUCUGCAGCCCCAGUUAGUAAUUUCUUAGGAAAGGAGGCAGCACUUUACAGAUUACAGUUGCAUGGAACUGCCUGCCAGGAGGAGCAGUGGGCAUAGACAGGUGGCAUAUUCAACCAUGCAUGGGGCAGAUUUAGGGCAAUUGUAAGGACUUGAACUUGCUGUUUCACGGGCACACACUAACUGGUUCUACCUUUAAAGUAAAAAUAAAAACUGGAUAAAUAGAUAGGCCGUGCAAAAUAAAAUGUGUUUCUAAUAUAGUUAU
This is a messenger RNA of Xenopus laevis (African clawed frog), 2373 nucleotides long. It is a transcript of the gene chst15.L, whose product is annotated as carbohydrate (N-acetylgalactosamine 4-sulfate 6-O) sulfotransferase 15 L homeolog. NCBI's taxonomy places the organism in Eukaryota, Metazoa, Chordata, Amphibia, Anura, Pipidae. Gene Ontology annotation, biological process: hexose biosynthetic process. The coding region runs from base 412 to 1845 and encodes 477 amino acids. The transcript has 8 exons. The record is from RefSeq and is a predicted model, not a curated record. Gene Ontology annotation, molecular function: sulfotransferase activity; N-acetylgalactosamine 4-sulfate 6-O-sulfotransferase activity.